This is a messenger RNA of Musca vetustissima, 1417 nucleotides long. RefSeq names its product DNA fragmentation factor subunit beta (gene Drep4). Gene Ontology annotation, biological process: apoptotic process; apoptotic DNA fragmentation. Gene Ontology annotation, molecular function: DNA endonuclease activity. Gene Ontology annotation, cellular component: cytoplasm; nucleus. The record is from RefSeq and is a predicted model, not a curated record. NCBI's taxonomy places the organism in Eukaryota, Metazoa, Arthropoda, Insecta, Diptera, Muscidae. The transcript has 3 exons. The coding region runs from base 1 to 1416 and encodes 471 amino acids.
AUGUUUAAUUUCAUCAAAGAAGCCAUGUCGCCAACUACGCGCUCAAAAUCAUCGCAGAAAUCCGAACUAACGGAAACGACAACAACAACAAAACAAAAAGACGACAAUAAUGAACAGGAGGAGCAUUGUGUUAAGGAAUCUUCCUGUUCCAUCCAGCCUACAAUGGUGGCGCUGAAACCAAUUAAAGGUUACAAAAUUACUGACAAUGAAAGGAGUCGCAAAUUCGGUGUUGGAGCCAACUCCUUGGAAAUGUUGAAAACAAAGGCCAAACUUAAAUUUCCUAUAAAAGACUUGCAUAUUUAUCUAGCCUCUGAUGGCUAUGAAGUAACCGAUGAAGACUACUUUUCCACCCUGGAAUCACAGACUCUAUUUAUUGUGGCUGGACCCGAUGCCAUAAUUACGACUGAUUCUGACUUCGAAUUUGAACAGCUAAGGCAACGCUCUCCACUCCUAAAAGUUGCCGAUAUCAUAUACGAUUUCAUGGAACAACAACCAGAAAAAUUCAGUAAAUUAAUUGCCGAAUAUGAGCGGAAAAAAUUACCCCAACAAAAAUAUGAUCAAAAUAAAACUGUAAUGAGUAUUAAAACAGAACACCCAGAAUGGUUUCUGGGGCAGGAAGAAAAAUGCCAUACCAAAGAGGAGGCAUUACAGCGUCGUGCACAAGAUCGGGUGCGUUGCUAUUAUUAUAAAACUAAAGAUGAGCUGACCCGCAAUCGUCUCUAUCAACAAAAUCAAAAAGCCCGACAAAUUAUUGAUUCGGUAUUGGAGAAAUUUCGUUAUCUUCUUAUUGGUUGUGACUAUUUUUCGAUGAUAUUCAAUCGUAAAUGUGAACAUAAACAUGAGAUAAUUAAACAGAAAUUGGAUGAAGAGAAGGAUGAUGAAACCGAUGCCCGGGCAGUUAUACCAAAUAAAAAGUUAAAGCAGGUGAUAAAGGAAUACACAGCACGUCAUGAAAUUCUAGAUCAAUGGUCGGUUUCCCUCUGCACAGAUUUGGGAGAUUUCUAUUGUCAAGGAUCAUAUUCGGAUGCGUCGAAUAAUUGCUCACUACAACACACCAUUAACCCCUAUGCCUCAAGAGAAAAUCUAAUUUUGUUUCAAGUCUGGAAUUUAGACCAUCAAAUAGAAUUGUCGCGUACCAUUUUACCGGCACUCAUUGAAAAUGUACGUCAGCUGAUAAGUACACCAAAACCUCAAUGCAGUAUACACAAAACACCCGCUAUUGAUGUUUCUGUGCUGGAAUAUUUUUUGGAAAUAUUCUCGUUGAAAAAUCUCAAACUUGUCCACAUUGUUUGCCAUGAAAAGUCGCAGCGUCAAAAUAAAUCCAAUGGACGAUUAUUGUGUAAACAGUGUCAUGAAUAUAAAAUUGUCGAAGAACUAAUGCAAGUCGAUUACGAUUAUAAUCCUGAUGAAUGGUAAA